Hirsutella rhossiliensis is the source of this 216-nucleotide messenger RNA. Its product is annotated as glucose-repressible protein grg1 domain-containing protein. The transcript is spliced from 2 exons. Lineage: Eukaryota; Fungi; Ascomycota; Sordariomycetes; Hypocreales; Ophiocordycipitaceae. The record is from RefSeq and is a predicted model, not a curated record. The coding region runs from base 1 to 216 and encodes 71 amino acids.
AUGGAGACUGCCAAGAACGUCGCCAAUUACCUCUCUGAGACUGUCCAAGGUGCCACGUCGGGCGCAAGCAAGGAAGCCAACAAACAGGUCGCCAAGGACGGCAACGUGGACAUUAGCACUCGUGCCACUGCUGCCAAAGACGCCGUUGGCGACAAGCUCGACCAGACCUCCCACGAUGGCAAGGCCGAUGUCCAUAAGGAGGCUGCCAAGCACUAA